Molecule: messenger RNA, 3502 nt
Organism: Saimiri boliviensis boliviensis (Bolivian squirrel monkey)
Lineage: Eukaryota; Metazoa; Chordata; Mammalia; Primates; Cebidae
Gene: DCAF7
Product: DDB1 and CUL4 associated factor 7
Molecular function (GO): protein binding
Source: RefSeq, a predicted model, not a curated record
GUUCCGAGAGGGCGGGGCGGCGUCCCAAAACGGAAGGUGGUUGUCGUCGGUGCCCAAGCUGGUUUGAAACUAGGGGUCGGGCUCGGCCGUCGUCGUUGUCUGUCGCCGCAGCUCCACUUCCGGGGGUAGGCCGUUCCUUACCGCCUCCUCCCCUCCUACCUUUGGACCCAUCGGUCUGAGACCCGGCUCCCCGCCCGACUCGCACCCUGCACACCGCAGCCAGCUGUUGACCCGACCCGCACUGCGGCCCCGCCGCCACCAUGUCCCUGCACGGCAAACGGAAGGAGAUCUACAAGUAUGAAGCGCCCUGGACCGUCUACGCGAUGAACUGGAGUGUGCGGCCCGAUAAGCGCUUUCGCUUGGCUCUGGGCAGCUUCGUGGAGGAGUACAACAACAAGGUUCAGCUUGUUGGUUUAGAUGAGGAGAGUUCGGAGUUUAUUUGCAGAAACACCUUUGACCACCCGUACCCCACCACAAAGCUCAUGUGGAUCCCUGACACAAAAGGUGUCUAUCCAGACCUACUGGCAACAAGUGGCGACUAUCUCCGUGUGUGGAGGGUUGGUGAAACAGAGACGAGGCUGGAGUGUUUGCUAAACAAUAAUAAGAACUCGGAUUUCUGUGCUCCCCUGACCUCCUUUGACUGGAAUGAGGUGGAUCCUUAUCUUUUAGGUACCUCAAGCAUUGAUACGACGUGCACCAUCUGGGGCCUGGAGACAGGGCAGGUGUUAGGGCGAGUGAAUCUUGUCUCUGGCCAUGUGAAGACCCAACUGAUCGCCCAUGACAAAGAGGUCUAUGAUAUUGCAUUUAGCCGGGCCGGGGGUGGCAGGGACAUGUUUGCCUCUGUGGGUGCUGAUGGCUCUGUGCGGAUGUUUGACCUCCGCCAUCUAGAACACAGCACCAUCAUUUAUGAAGACCCGCAGCAUCACCCACUGCUUCGCCUCUGCUGGAACAAGCAGGAUCCUAACUACCUGGCCACCAUGGCCAUGGAUGGAAUGGAGGUGGUGAUUCUAGAUGUCCGGGUUCCCUGCACACCUGUCGCCAGAUUAAACAACCAUCGAGCAUGUGUCAAUGGCAUUGCUUGGGCCCCACAUUCAUCGUGUCACAUCUGCACUGCAGCGGAUGACCACCAGGCUCUCAUCUGGGACAUCCAGCAAAUGCCCCGAGCCAUUGAGGACCCUAUCCUGGCCUACACAGCCGAAGGAGAGAUCAACAAUGUGCAGUGGGCAUCAACUCAGCCCGACUGGAUUGCCAUCUGCUACAACAACUGCCUGGAGAUACUCAGAGUGUAAUGUUGGUGGCGCUGUGCGCGCGAGGCAGGGGCUUGUGUGUUUCCUGCCUCUGCCCCACCCCCAAAGUAAGAAGAAACAUGUUUCCAGUGGCCAGUAUGUCUUUCGUUGCUUUGCACCCACUGUUACCAGAAGCUGCUCUAGGAGUUCCUGGCCAGUCACCCAUCGCCCUCGGUGGCAGACUCAGUGCUGUGUGGCACCUCCUCAGCCCAGGGCUGAGUUUUAAGAUUUUCUCUUCUUUCCUCUUCUCAUUUGGUUCCUCAAUUAAAAUUGUGUGUAUAUUUGUUUGUCAGGCGUUGUGUUGAGGAGCAGUUCACGUACUGGCUGUGUCUAUUCCUCUGCCCAGGUGUCUCUGUCUGUUUGCUGCCCAAGGCAGCAACCCAUGUCUCGUCCAUGUCCGUGUUCGUGUUAGCACUUAUGUGGGAACAAAUACCAAUCUGUCUUUUCUCCUAGUAUCAGUGUGUUUAACAAAUUUCAACUUUGUAUAUUUAUCAGGCUAAUUUUUUUAUGAAAAGAAUUUUACUCUUCCUGGUUCAUUUAUUUGUCUUAGAGUCCUUCCUCUUUGCACCUUCUUCUCUUCCCUCAGUGCCUGGAGCUGGUACUGGGCCCACGGCCCCAUGAGCAGUUUGCCUUCUUGAGUCACUGCCUGAGUAGUACAUACCUGACCGGGAGGCCAAACCACCUUGGUGCUCUGAAGUCCACUGACUCCUCACACCUUUCUUAGCCUGGCUCUUCUCAAGGGCAUUCUGGGCUUCUAAACAGACACAGGAAACCUCUGUUUACCCUGAAGCACCACUGUCCAGUCCCAUCGGUUCCCACUGGGAGCAUGGUAGAGCUGAGAGAGACAGGCUCUCAGGGUACCUGACUUGAGGGGAAUCCUUUCAGGAAGCUGAAAAAGUCAAGCAUAUUUCCAGUACAUACUUUCAGAGUCUGUUUUUUCUCCAAAUAUAAGCCCCAGGCCAUUCCACUUAGUGUCUUUUUAAUGAUAGGCAAGAAUGAGUUGAACUUCUCUGAGUUGAACUUUGAUGUUUCUGUUGGUUGAGUAUACUGUGCCUGGCCAUAUAUUAUAUAGGGUGCUCUUUGGAUUGAGUGCUCGGAGGUGAGAGAGUUUCCCAAGAGGCAUCCAGUCUGUAUUUCCGACCCUGAACAAGACCUCACAUGAGAGAUGGACUGAUUGGCUGUGGCAAUCCCGGGCUGUCAAGUGGAUAGAUAGCAAAAAAGAGUUAUACUGUGGUGAGUAAUGCUAAGGAGAAAAAAAGAAAGAAAAGGAAUUAUUGCCCCCAGGGUCAGCCAGUUAAGAGCUCUACCCAUACCUGUCAACCCCUCUCUCCGCCGGUUUAGGUUCUGAGCCGUAUUGGACUUGUAACCUGCGGUUGUCUGUUGACUUGCAGGCCACAGGUGUCUUCCGUUACAUGAGUGAGUUCCAUGGAGGGGGCCUGUGUGUGAUGCCACUGUUGGAUGAGUCCUUGGGGCAGGCAGAGUUUGGGGUGUGCUCUGGGGGGAAAGUUGCCUGGCUCCUUGUGCUCUACUCGGUAACUGAAGGUUUUUAAGUCCCUCUGAAUUGCUCAUCUGAGAUUAGCAAAGUAGCAGGCCUGAGGACGAUGGUUUUGUCCUCUUUGGCUCUCACCUGGUUGAGAAGUAAAACAGUGAACUUUGUUCUUCUGGGCCCUUAAGCUUUGUUGGUUAAGUCUACCUUUUCAGAAGGAGAUGUCAUUGUUUGCUGAAAGUCCAGCUCUUUGCUUUACCACACAGGGACCUGUCCCAAAGAAGAAGGCUCCUUUUGAGUCAGAGUAUUUCCUCUUCUACCCUUUUACUUCGUUGUUCUGAUUUUAGGACUCUGACUGGCCAUGUGCUUGCGGUUGACUCUCCUGCAUCUGCUACUGGAUUUGCACUGCAUUGCUCGGAGAUGUAAAGCGAGCAGUUCUUGGUCAGAACUCUCCUCUGCUUUUCAGUGUGUUUGAUAACAGUUACUGGGUCCUUCUCUCAAGGGUAGCAAGGCCAAGCUGAUGGCUGCUUGUUUAGGAGGCCAUCAGUUCCUUCCUAUGGAGAAGGGUCUGAAAUGGAAGUCAGUGUAGAAGAGGCUGGUCUGCUGGGCAGGGCUUACGUCCACUGAGUUUUAAGAUUCCUUUGCUGAUCUGAACCAAGCCUGGUCUUUAUGGUGAAAUUUGUCAGCUGGAACUCAGAAACAACAACUUAAAAAAAAAAAAAUACACACA